Molecule: messenger RNA, 593 nt
Organism: Pseudopipra pipra
Lineage: Eukaryota; Metazoa; Chordata; Aves; Passeriformes; Pipridae
Product: histone H2B 1/2/3/4/6-like
Exons: 1
Coding region: 16-510 (164 amino acids)
Cellular component (GO): nucleosome
Molecular function (GO): protein heterodimerization activity; DNA binding; structural constituent of chromatin
Source: RefSeq, a predicted model, not a curated record
CUGGCGCUCUGUCCAAUGGAAGCGCUGAUUUCUGAUACCGGGGAUUUGCAUAAGGCCCCUAUAAAUAAGGGAGCAAUCGCGGUCUCGGGCACUCCGGUGCGACAGAGCAGCCAGGAAGUGUUUGCAGUCAUGCCCGAGCCGGCCAAGUCCGCGCCCGCGCCCAAGAAGGGCUCCAAGAAGGCGGUCACCAAGACGCAGAAGAAGGGCGACAAGAAGCGCAAGAAGAGCCGCAAGGAGAGCUACUCCAUCUACGUGUACAAGGUGCUGAAGCAGGUGCACCCCGACACGGGCAUCUCCUCCAAGGCCAUGGGCAUCAUGAACUCCUUCGUCAACGACAUCUUCGAGCGCAUCGCCGGCGAGGCCUCGCGCCUGGCGCACUACAACAAGCGCUCCACCAUCACGUCGCGGGAGAUCCAGACGGCCGUGCGGCUGCUGCUGCCUGGCGAGCUGGCCAAGCACGCCGUCUCCGAGGGCACCAAGGCUGUCACCAAGUACACCAGCUCCAAGUAGGGCGCCUCGGACCGUCACUUUCAACCCAAAGGCUCUUUUAAGAGCCACCAAAUUUUUCAAAUAAAAGGGCUGAAUCACUAUUA